Molecule: messenger RNA, 3217 nt
Organism: Aaosphaeria arxii CBS 175.79
Lineage: Eukaryota; Fungi; Ascomycota; Dothideomycetes; Pleosporales
Product: SNF5-domain-containing protein
Exons: 2
Coding region: 313-2790 (825 amino acids)
Biological process (GO): chromatin remodeling; regulation of transcription by RNA polymerase II
Cellular component (GO): nucleus; nuclear chromosome; SWI/SNF complex
Molecular function (GO): transcription coregulator activity
Source: RefSeq, a predicted model, not a curated record
CCAUAUCCUCUACUCCCUUAUCCCUAUUCCCAGAGCGCAUCGAGCUUCGAGAACCGUCGCGAUGGUUGCUGUCUGCUGAGAUGGCGCUGUGUUGUCUGCUCGCUCCCGUCGCUUCAUCGCCCCCUUCUCCCACGCAUGGGUGUCCGCGACCCGCGUUGCGACCUUCAUCCUCACCCCCGACUAACCGCCGCAACACCAGCUCUCCAUCAUUGUAGCUUCAUGCAUCGGCCCUGCCCGAGGGCAUCUCUGUUCAGGAAUCGCCUGUAACGGAAUCUCAUCUUUCCACGCGCCUUAACUCCACCUCGCCUCAUGAUGCCAUCACCCGUCACAGCCUCGAGCGCUGACGCUGGCCAGUUGCUCGAAUCCUCACCACGCGCGUCCCCCGUUCUAAACGGCGUCGCCAACGGCGAAGGGGCUGUCCAGCAGCUCGACAACCCAGUCCAUGUUGAUGGACCCGAUAACGCUACCGAUGAUAACGCGACUAUACGGGAGGGAAAGCAAAAAGCGAAGGCUGUCCUAGCGGCAUCAGGAGUGAACCUCGAACCCAGCGCAGGCGAAGCCUCACGACCACGAUCCAACAUGGCUUCACCCGCACCAGCCGAAGGUCUCAAUGGCGCAUCGCCCAGUCGCAAACGUUCGCGCUCUGGCUCUCGGAAACCCUCACACUCCCCUUCAAAAGCCACACCCGAAGAGGACCAGUCCAGCGCCCAUGACCAACUCUUACGAAGAUACAUAACGCGUGAUCUGCUUGGAACCGCCGCGCUGAAUGAUCUAAAUGCCCGCUCCGAUGCGAUCAUCGAUGGUUUACGCGCCGAUUGCCAAUUCUACCGCGACAAAAUCGGCCCUUUGCGCGCAAAGGAUCCCGGUGCGUUCUUCGGAUACGGAUAUAUGGGCUACGGCAACGGAGUAACGAAUCGAAAGGAAGGAGGCCUAUUGGUACAAUAUCCAAUCCAUGCUCGGCGGCCUGGCAGUCGAAGAUCAACCCCAAUGCCUCGACUUGAUAAGAAACAAUUGGCCGCACAAGCUGAGCAGAUUGAAGAACUUGUCCCGCUCAGGCUUGACAUCGAAUUGGACAAGAUCAAAUUGCGAGAUACAUUCACCUGGAACUUACACGACCGUACUACUCACAUUCGUGUAUUUGCCGAAAAUCUUGUUGAAGACUUUCAAUUACCUACCGAGUUACGUUCGCAGCUAAUACAGCAGAUCGAGCGCGAGAUACUAGAACAACUUCAGGACUUUUACCCGCACGCUCACAUCGAAGACGAACCCCUCGACCCCCAUCAGCCUUAUUCCGCAUACAAAGACGACGAAAUGCGCAUAACCAUAACGCUUAACAUUACCAUUGGGCAACAUACAUUGGUGGACAAGUUCGAAUGGGACCUCAACAAUCCACUCAAUUCUCCUGAAGAGUUCGCUAAGCAAAUGGCGUCCGAUCUAUCCCUAUCAGGAGAAUUCACCACUGCGAUCGCCCAUUCCAUUCGCGAGCAAUGCCAGAUGUUCACAAAGAGUUUAUACAUUACUGGCCAUCCAUUUGACGGGAGAUUGGUGGAAGAUUCGGAUAUUAGGGACAAUUUUCUACCAUCUCCAUUGCCCUCCGUCUUCCGGCCCAUGCAAUCAGCGAAGGACUAUCAACCUUACCUCUACGAACUCAGCGAAGUUGAGCUCGAGCGUGCAGAGCUAUCAAUCAUGCGCGAACAGCGCCGACAGAAACGAUCUGUCAACAGACGAGGAGGUCCUGCAUUGCCCGAUCUCAAGGAUAGACAGCGAACAGUCCGCAGUCUGAUCGUAUCCUCUGUCCUACCUGGAGCUGCCGAGGAUAUCGAGACUAGCCAAACCUUCAAGGUCUCCAGGUCGAAGAAACCCGGGAACCGCCCAGGCCGAGGCGCAGAUGAAGAGAGCGAUGAUUCCGAUAGCGACGAUUCCGCACCUGAAUCUCCAGCACCCUCACAGCUCACUGGCGGUACUGCUCGUACACGCGGAAUGCGUGGUGCGGCGAGUGCAGCACAGGUCGCGAUGCGGAAUGCCAUGGGCAGGUCCGCAACGCCUGAAGUCUCUAACAUUCAAGUUGAGCCUCGAGCUUCGUCAAGGGCGCUGCGAUACGAAGCAAGAGAGGAGAGUGUUUCCGAGUCAACCUCCUUGAUCGUAAAGUUGCGUAUCAACUCGAAGAAAUUCCGUGAAUACCUGGCGAACCCGAAAGCUUUUGCAAGAGCAUCCUCAUCGAGCACCCCAAAGAUGGCGUCAACUCCCGCACCAGCAAGGAGUACUCCUGGUGCAAGCUCAAUGCCUCCCCCGCCCUCCCCCGCCUUGCCUGCGCACUCUACUCCAGCAGAACCUGCUACCCCGGCCGAAACUUCACCAAAACCCCCAUCUACACCUACUCCUGCUCCCCAAUCACAACAGCAAUGGAAGUACGAUGCUGACGGACGAGCCGAUGCGCCAUGGCCUGUGGUGCCCGGAACGACACCGGCCCCUCCACCAUCGUGGCUCCAGAAUGCGCUUAGCAAGCUGCGGAAAACAUACCCCAAUGAUAAUUUCGAAUCAACAAUGCGCUACUACAUUGUUAACCCGCAAAGUGGUAGCAAUGUCAAAGUGGACACAUUGAACGCCAAAGAACCUCUACCUGCACAUCUCAAAUCACUAUAUUGCCCCCGCAUCCGCUGCAUCGAUUGUCCGGGCAAAUUAUAUUCAGCUGGACCUGGUUUGACGGCCGACAAUUUCGAGGUUCAUUUGAAGAAUCGACAACAUAGAGCCAGUGUUGACAAGCGCACAAACAAAGCAAGUGCAUCAUAGCCGGUCAGACCGGACUGGACCUUGCUCUCUAGCCCUUGAAAUUUGGAACAGUCCAUCCAUGUUUCCUUGUAAACUACGUAUUGCGUGGCCUAGGAAAAUAAAUAAUACACGGUCACUGGAUUGGUUCACCUGCUUUCAAUGCGUUCGACGUCCGCAACACAAAAGACGCUGCUUCAGCUCAGUACUAAUAUGUACAAAUUAUUUAAGCGCAUUCUGGUAUUCGUUACGGAGCAAGGGAGGAAAGCGUGUUACAACACCGGCGUUUGAUUUGUCCGCUCUCUAAUUUUGGAAACAGGAGAGCCUGCUAGGAUGAAUGGUGUUUGGGUAUUUCCCACUGAGGGAGUUGAUGUGCUUUGAAGAUUACUUGAACCACUGCGAUGGAAGUAUGUUAAAAGAGCAGCAGCACGAUUAUUCCAGUUCAAUUGCA